Chara braunii is the source of this 7203-nucleotide messenger RNA. The record is from the annotation of a GenBank genome assembly. Lineage: Eukaryota; Viridiplantae; Streptophyta; Charophyceae; Charales; Characeae.
GGAUGGAUGGAAUAGACCGAUCAAGGUAUAGUGUUGAAUAAAGGGGAUGUGCUUGUUUUCUUUUGUCAGGGAACUUAAAAAGAAGAGGCUGUCAAGAUGCCUGAGACUGGCGGCGCAUCAGUUGUUCCCAAGAAGGGYCUGACACUCGAUGACCUCAUCGCGGCCAUCGACCAACAUGAAAGGAACCCGAGCAACAUCCCAAAGGUCGAUACUUUCCAUUUCUGUGGGGAGAGAGUCUCAGAAUGGCUARAGCGGGUGGAACAAGMUUUGGUCRGGCGGCCGGAUGUUGUAAAGUUUCAACGCAUCCUUCAGUAUGUCCUCCACAGCUACCAUCAGGAGGUGAAGAAAGUCAUAGAUGCGGCUCAAGGUAGGUGGGAGGGGUUCAAGGAGGGAAUGCGGAGGAAAUACCGCCUGGGACACGGGUUGUUGACUACCACGGACCUUGAAGCGAUGAACAAAGAGGAUUUUACGACUAUAGGGGCCUUUGUUCAAGAAUUUAAGAAGAGGGCGCGGAAGGUCUAUGGGAUUUCGGAGGAAGCACAGUGCGCCAUCUUCCUGGGGCUACUCACAGCAUCGGAGACCGUCGAAUUGACGAGACAUGGAGGAGGUAGCACUAAGCUCACCUGGGCCACCAUUGACAGAGGGGUGAAAGUUGGGUGUUUGGACCAGGUGGAGCAACGUCAGGUACGCCUGCAAAGACAGAAGAGAAAGGAAAGAGAUGCGACCGCUUCUGGGACCCCAGGAAAAACAAGGAUUGUUACAGACGUAUUAGCACAGCUAGGGUAUGCGACAGAGCCGGUGGUGCAAAGGAGGGUGGUGACGGCUGCUAAAGUAAAAGGAAAAGAGCCAGUGAUAGAGGAGGCUGGUCAGGAGGAGCUCUGGAAAGAGGAAGAGCCCGUGCCGCAGCACCUGACGAAGGUCCAACGCAAAGUGCGUAAUUUGGCGCAGGGCGGACAGGGAUCAGGAAAAGCGCAGGCGCAUCAGGCCCCGGUAGCAGCCCCUUUAAGUAUGGCGGCUCCAUCAUCUACUACGGGCCCCUCUCAAGGACAGUGGCCCUGGCCGGUGAUCAACGCAAUUGUGCCAUGGGGAAGCAUGCCGCCAGUAGCCGGACAACAAACGAGUAUGCCACCACCCAUCUACCCCGCGGCCCAGGCCCAACUUGUGGCCCCGCCACCGUCACCUGAUCCCAGUUCACAGGGCAGUGUUGUAGGAGGUGGGAACCAGGCGCAGGGCAAUCAAGGCAGUGAAGGGAGGGGUGGAGGAAAGGGGCGAGGCAAGAAUGGCGGCGGAAGAGGAAGGCAAUGGAAUGGCCAAGGUCAGGGGUACCAAGGCCAAGGGAGUCAAGGCCAGGGGUACCAAGGCCAAGGGAGUCAAGGCCAGGGGUACCAAGGCCAAGGGAGUCAAGGCCAGGGGUACCAAGGCCAGGGCCAUCAAGGCCGGGGGGAUCAGGGAAGUCAGGGGUAUGGAAGACCCCGCUUUGACUGGAGGACGGCCAUCUGUCAACAUUGUGACCAGCAGGGCCACACUAUAAGGUUCUGUAAUAUAAGACGGGAAGACGAGAGAAGCGGACUGAUUUCCUCUAGUAUGGAUGGGAAUAUCUACGAUCAGUUUGGGGAGGCCAUUGACAGAAGGCUUGGAAGAGUGAGGGCUGAAGCCCAACGAAGAGCGGCAGCUGGGCCACCACCCCCUGCCAUGUUCACGCUAUGGCAGGAAAAGGAGAAACCACCGUUUGGGGUGGAAGAAGUGGGGAGCGAUGAGGAAGUGACCCAAGGGCUACGAGGAGGAAGUGAGACGGAAGAGGCGAUAAUCAUUGAGUCAGAUGACGAGGAUGAGGAGGAAAGAACGGAGCCUCUGUCCGUCUUAUUUGAGAAGAUGGAGGACUUGCUGGAUAAGAUGGGGAGGUACGUCGAAAGGAGCGGCGCCGCAGUCGCGAUCGAGGGAAGAGCAAAGGACAAAAGAAGCACAGAUUCCUACGGAGCGAUUUCUCUAGAAAUAGCAAAAACCCGUGAAUCUCUGGAAUGGCUCACCGGUGGCGCGCAAUUUCCAGAUUACCCUUCCCUGCUUGAUUUGGCCAAAUACUGGCCACCCCUAUUCGGGGUUCGGUCCUGUUGGACCCCUACAGAUGAAGAGGCCUUAGGAGGCCUUGAAAUUCUUGAAGAGCCCGUCCUUGAGAAAGAGGUCCUUUCGUGGCUGCCGAACUCUUCUGAAGUUCUUGCUGGUGCACCUGGGCCUCAAAAGCAUCCUGAUACGGACGCAUUGACUACAAAACCGACCGAUCUGGCAUCCUGCCCUGAUGCCGAAAGAGCGAGCACUACUGUCUCCGAAAAGCUCGUAGCGGACUCUACUUCUGUGUUCAUGGAACAGCGGAGGAUGACACUGGUGUUCGUAGGGGCGGAGACUGCGCCGUGGUCCAAGGUCGGAGGUCUGGGYGAUGUGAUGGGCGCCCUUCCACCGGCGCUCGCUGCUCGUGGACAUCGCGUGAUGACGAUAUCUCCGCGUUACGAUCAGUACCACGAUGCUUGGGACACCAACGUCACUGGGCAGGCWGCACUCCAGGCGCCCUUGCUCCUCCACUUGGCGGAGGGCACGGGUAUGUCGUCCCCAUACGGGGAAGAUGUGGUUUUCGUCGUCAAUGAUUGGCACGCCGCCCUUGUUCCUGUAUACCUGAAGAGCAGAUUUCAGUCCACAGGCACGUACGCAAACGCCAAGCGUACGUGGAGGUGUUCCACUCUGGUGGAUGCUCGAGCGUACGUGGAGGUGUUCCACUUUGUGCUGUGCAGCGAGUCAGUGGAGUUAGCACUUUGUGCUGUGCACGAGAAGUCUGCAGAGCACCUGCAGGUACUGAAUUGGAUGAAAGCGGGAUUCGAGUACUCCGAUUUGCUGCUGACGGUCAGUCCCUCGUACGCAGCCGAGGUCGCUACAGAGCACGAGCGUGGCGCAGAUCUUCAAGACCUGAUUUCAAGAAAGGGGAUGCUUGGGAUAAUGAACGGCGCAGAUGUGACGGAGUGGAGUCCCGUCAAUGACAAGUUCCUGCCUCAGAGAUACGACGUCGACUCGGUGUUUGACGUCAAGCCCUCAUUGAAGCGGCAGUUGCAGGCGGAGGCAGGUUUAGCAGACCGUCCGGAAGUUCCUUUGUUUGGGUUUAUGGGACGGCUCGACGAGCAGAAAGGAUCGGACAUCUUGGCAGCCGCCAUCCUUAAGCUCGUGGACAGUGAGGAAAAGCGCAGUUCAUCAUGUUGGUGCGGAACGGGCAAGGCUCAGUAUGAGAAGCAGCUGCAAAAUUUGGAGAACAGGUUUCCCGAACAGGUGCGGGCAAUGACGAGGUUCAGUCCCCGACUGGCCCACAUGAUCGUUGCUGGGUGUGACUUCAUGGUGCUGCCCAGCCGCUUCGAGCCUGCCGGACUCGUUCAGCUGCACGCCAUGCUCUACGGCACGAUUCCAGUUGUCGCAUCGACAGGCGGUUUUCUGGACUCCGUGCGCGACGGUGUGACCGGCUUGCACAUGGGGAAGUUCGGCGUCAAGCCGGAAGGAGGAGCAGAGGACGUCAUCAAGGCUGUGGAGGGAUUAAAGCGGGCAAUCGGGGUGUUUUCGACCCCUCACUUCAGAAGCAUGGUUGUGGCUGCCAUGUCGCAGGACGUCUCCUGGAAGGGUCCUGCCCGGGCUUGGGAACAAGCGUUGUUGAGUGUGUCUAAGGACGCACGGAAGGAAGGAAGAGAGACGAGUGAGGUGUUUCCCGGAGAGAAGGUGGAGGAACACCUCCCAGCGAAGGGUGCGGCCAAGGAGACUCUGGCUGCAACCGCCAGGGGGGGAAGCCAGGUCGCCGACUUUGCCGUUGGGAAGCGGUUCUACGCAGGACUGGGCGGCGACAGGGGGGUGGAGACGCCGUGGUCUUACACGUCACUUCUGAACGAGGGGUUGUGCGAUGACGAUGGCGAUGCAGCAGUCGAUCUGAGCUUUCAUCUGUCGAGCAGCAGCGGAGCAGCCACAACGCACACUCGGAUCAUCAAUCCCCCACCGGGUGGGGAUUGCACGGAGAACACGCAAGGCGCUGUCUGCGGCCCACGAGACGGCGGUCUGCCUCAAUCGGUUCGCGACGGUGGAGGCGAUUGCAAUAACUCAACACCGAGCGUCGGUGGAGGAUUUAGUGCGCGUAAACGACCGGACUGGAUGCGCUUGUCGCCUGCGGCGAGAAGCGGACCCGGCGCUACUCGAGGGCGGCAGGCGGCGGAGGAUUUGAUUGGGGGAGUUCCGGACGUGCAACGCGAUGGCAGGCAGGUCUGGGAAGAAUGCAGGCAGGACUUGCAUCGAGGUGAAAUGGAGACGAUCACCAGAGGGGUGCAACGACUGCACGUCGACGAAGUGGAAGACGCGGUCGUUGAUGAGGGGCAGGGGUGUGACGACGUGGACGGCGACGACGGUUGCAAGUCCGACGAUUUACCAUACAUUAGGCCGCUUGGGAGGAGGGCGACGAGAGGCGGAUCCUGUGCUAAGAAGGGCCCCGCCACGAAACCGAGACGGGCGAAGAACAUGGAUGACGAUGGUGAGGGCGGCCGGAAUUUCUGGUCGGUGGGAGACAUUGUCUCGCUCGUGAGGGCGAAAAGGGAUCAAGAUCUGUAUAUCGCCGGGCUGGGGACUAGUUUCCCCCGCAUGAAAACGGCCGCGUGGAAGUGGGAGGACGUGCGGGUGAGGUUGCAGGCGACGGGAGUGACGAGGGAUGCCGUCGACUGCGGGAAGAACUGGGACAACUUGAUGCAGCAAUUCAAGAAGGUGCACAAGUUUCAGAACCUCUCCGGCGGGAAGGACUACUUCAUGCUUGCUUCGAAGGACAGACGAUCGGAGGGCUUCAGCUUCGUCAUGGACCGGAGCGUGUACGACGAAAUGGAGGCCAUGACGAAGGGGGAUCACACGAUCCACGUGGAAGUUGUCGUCGACGUAGGCGACAAGGACAAUGAGCCAUUGGAAAGCCGCAGGCAGCGAAAUGCAAUGCAAGGUGCCACAACGACAGGAGUAAGGAUACGCGCCGUGCAUGAAGAAAGGGCACCUCAGGGCGCCAUGCCAUCCACGCCGUCACAGCCACGACCACGCAACACGGCUGCAGAUGGAGGGUCUACUCAACGCGGGGGAGGUGAGGUGGCCCAGCAAGAAGCGCGCGUGGCGAGCGCUAGUGCAGGCGCGGGGUCCUCGGGCAAUGUCGCUGUCGUGGCGGGGGCGAGAGAGGAGGUUCCUAUUGUGGAGCGGGAGGUUGCGCGUGGCGAGAAUAAGGGCGAAAAAGAGGACGACGACCCUCUUUUAAGCCGGGAGCAGAGGGGAGGGUUGGCGAGACAUCUUGCCGACCGUGCCCGCCUGUGGGUCGACGACAAAGCAUUCUGGACAAUGGGGGAGGGGCGCCGGCUCUACGACAUCGUCCACCGAACGCGGAAGCACUUCGAGGCCAUUGCCAGCGGGGUGCAAGCGCCCGUCGUGUCCAGGAGCGUCGUCAUGCCGAAAUCCGCGACGACCCUCACAGGGAUUGCUGAUCCCGCUCAACUACAGCAAGCGAUCAUCCGCAGGGUGGCUGCAGAGAACAUAGUUCUGCGCGUCUUGCAUGGGUGGGUGUUCAAGUCAGGAAACCGCCCCCGCGGAUACAAUCUCGCUUUCCAGUACGCGUUGGAGUCGGUGGCGACGGACCUUGCGCGCGUUAUGUGGUACGGCGAGGAGUGGAGCAACGUGGUGAGCGUGCCCGUUUGCACGCACACGAUCGACCUCAAUAUGGACUUGCCACUGUGGUUUGCGGGGGUGAACAUCGACGACAGGCCAGAGGAGGACGACAUGGCUGCGUACCAGGAGUUGUCCGUCAUGUGCGUCGUGCAUGCAUUUCGCGCCGCCGUGCAAAUGGGUGGCAACGUCGACAGUGGGUUCAUAUUGCACGAUCGUCUGUCGAGGAUCGCAGAUUGCUUCAGGAUGUUGUUGGCUGCCUGCAUGUGGUUGAUGCGCAUGGCGGGAGACGAUCAUCGUAGCCACUACGAAGCCUUCUACUUUGCGCAACUGGUCGCAAAGCCCACGCUGAUCGCGUCCAUGCAUCGCGCCUUCGAUCAUCGAAGGUCCGUCAUCCGAGCGACGAACGUCGUCACGGAGAGACUGGGGAAUGUGAACGCCACCUUAGGAGAGUACCCGAAGUACAUCCCCGAUUGGGCUUCCUGCGGCAUCACGUUUGGCCACGACGCGAGCAUCACGGGGCCAAAGGACGCGAAGAAGAGGGAUUGGUUGGGUUCGGGCCCCUUGAAGGAGGACGCUGACGACAAUGGCGAAAACGACGCAGUGACGGUGACGUGCACGCGGACCGACGAGCAUCAGGCGUGGAUUGAGUACCUGGUGCUACUGAUUAUCCAGGCUUGGAGAACCGACGUAGAGGGCGAUCUUCUCCAUUUUCUUUUCGGAUCAGUGUGGUCGGGCCAUCGCCAACUAAUUGUCCAGGAACUCGUCAUCCCGCUCGCACAGCUGGUCGACGACGUCUCUCUCGACGUCGUUUCGCAAAGUGACGAGAGUCCGGCUCCGCACGUCCUUACUCGGACCUUGGCCCCGUAUCUUCAGUGGACUGCGUGCUUGGAGGAGCCAGGGAGUGAAAACGCCCUGCCAUCGCGGCAUGAGUACUUGAAGCUGUCCGGAAUCAUCAAUCUUGCCUUCUAUCCGAAGCAAGGUACGUCUGAGGGGGCGGUUGAAGAAGAAGGAGAAGAAGAAGAAGGCGACGCUGAAGAAGAAACGUCGGAGGAGGGGAGUUAUUGUGAGCACAGUGAAGGGGAGAAGAGUGUAGAGAGUGAAGAGGAAGAAGAUGACGAAGAAGAAGAAGACAACGACGAGGAGAAAGCCUUGCCGAAAGAAGCGGCGCGCACAGGCACAGAGGCGGAAGAUCCCGAGGCGGCACGUAAGAGGGAAGAGAUCGCCGCCGGGAAAAGCCAGCUGGAGUUCGCCAGCGGGGCGAACCUGCGCAUCAACGACGACCCGACCCGGGAUCCGAGGCCCCCCAACCCCGAAGAUGGCGACCCAACGGCCACGACUCCGAGCGCAUCGCGACGGAGACGGAGCCGAUCCCCCUCCCCCUCCACCUCAGCCCAUCCCCCAGUUCGUCCACGUACCGAUGUGGGGGAUCGGCAUUCGUCCCCGAUCAUUAUCCUGUUGGCCCCUUGAUUACCUCAACCUCCAUGAGAUCUCUACCCUCUUUAUCUU